Messenger RNA from Armigeres subalbatus, 1256 nucleotides. RefSeq names its product CD2 antigen cytoplasmic tail-binding protein 2 homolog (gene holn1). Gene Ontology annotation, molecular function: protein binding. The transcript is spliced from 3 exons. The coding region runs from base 180 to 1223 and encodes 347 amino acids. Gene Ontology annotation, cellular component: U5 snRNP. NCBI's taxonomy places the organism in Eukaryota, Metazoa, Arthropoda, Insecta, Diptera, Culicidae. The record is from RefSeq and is a predicted model, not a curated record.
AUCCGCCACGCCAAAUGCAUGCGAGAAAGACGGUAUCUGUCAUCUCGCGAAAACAAAAUCAACAAAAAUAAAAUUGAUUUUCAUUCGUCGAUCCGGUCGAUCCGCUUUUCAGGAUUUUAUAAAAUCUUUUGGUCUGAGAACUUCAUCGACCAUAAAUCAAUUUUAUCGAAAUAGUCCAAAUGUCUAAGCGAACGGCAGCGGAAGUUGCCGAAGAGGACAACUACCUGGAUGACCUGGUAAGGGACAAGCAGAGCAACCGGCCGUCCACAAGCAAACACACACUGGACUCGGACGAAGAAGACAGUGGCGACGACGAGGCUCAAUACAAUGUUUUGGAUGGAAAUGAUAUUGAAGGGGAGGAAGAUGGCAUCUCCCGAGUGGACGAUGAAGUUAAAAUCACUCCGUUCAACAUGAAGGAAGAAAUGGAGGAAGGACAUUUCGAUGCGGAUGGACAUUAUUUGUGGAAGAAAGGUGCCGAAAUACGAGACAACUGGUUGGACAACAUCGAUUGGGUCAAAAUCAAGAAAGACCCCAACUACAAGGAGAAGAAGGAGGGAGAGAUGAGAGGAUUGGCAGAUUCGGAUUCGGACGACGAGGAUGAAGAUGACAAAACUAAAGCAUUUGAUAUCACCAAAACCUACCAACAGAUUCUCGAAAUGAUGGAACCGAAAGAAACCAUUAAGAAGGCACUCCAGAGGAUUGGCAAAAAGACAGCAAAGCUAACAACGGCACAACGUUGGAAGAUGAAAAAGGCUGGUACGCUGGAUGACUCCAGUGAAAAGGUUACCCGUUUGACCGAGUUGGCCAAUGAAAUUCUCACACGGGAAGGUAACAUGGACAUCUAUGAUGAAACCUACGAAAUGAUACAGAAAAAAGUGAAUGAUUCAAAAUCGAAACCAAAGGAUGAGCUGGAUAUGUAUGCAGACGAUUUCGACAGUAAGGAGAAGCACAAACUAAAAGACGACAAUUCGGAGGAGUCAACAAGUACUGCUCAGCCAUCAAUAUCCGCUGCUGAUGUAAAGCGAGAAGAGAAAGAUGAGUUAAUGUGGGAGUAUAAGGAUCAACAAGAUGCAGAGAAGAUAAAUGGGCCGUUCAACACACAGCAAAUGCAAAAAUAUGCCGAUGAAGGACGAUUCAGUAACGGGGCAUUUGUAAGAAAGGUAGGUGCUUCUGAUUCACGCUUUUAUUCAGCUGCCAGAAUUGAUUUUGAUCUAUACUUGUGAAUGUCUAAACACAGCUUAUUCCGAUCUGUAUAA